Messenger RNA from Tremella mesenterica DSM 1558, 1603 nucleotides. RefSeq lists its product as uncharacterized. The record is from RefSeq and is a predicted model, not a curated record. The transcript has 7 exons. The coding region runs from base 264 to 1310 and encodes 348 amino acids. Lineage: Eukaryota; Fungi; Basidiomycota; Tremellomycetes; Tremellales; Tremellaceae. Gene Ontology annotation, molecular function: zinc ion transmembrane transporter activity. Gene Ontology annotation, biological process: zinc ion transmembrane transport. Gene Ontology annotation, cellular component: plasma membrane.
GGAAAGUUGGAAAGUUGGAAAUUGAGGAUUUGGUCAUUGAGGAUUUGGUCAUUGGUUAGCAAAGGAAUCUCCUCUUCACAGCUUUUCGAACACGUACCAUAUCCAUAUCACUCAGAUUGAUUCGAUAUAUAUCAAAUCGACCAGAGAUCCUCUUCCUACCGGUUCAUCUUCAACUAAUCACUUAUCAAAUCUCUGAACAAUCUUCAUAUCCACACGACAACCCGAGAACACAACGACACAACUCAACCUAAGAUAGACUCAAAAUGUCAGACGAUUGUUCGGCUGAUAACGGUACCACCAGAACUGGGUUACGGAUAGGAAGUAUUUUCAUCAUCCUUGUAACUUCAUUGAUCGGAACUUGUUUACCGAUCUUUUUAAGAUCAUCAAGUUUCGUACCCCGAUGGGCGUUUGAAUUCGCAAAGUUCUUCGGGAGCGGCGUCAUCAUAGCCACGGCUUUCAUACAUUUACUAGCACCGGCUUUCGAUGAACUGGGUAGUGAAUGUCUGUCUGGGACUUGGACGGAAUAUGACUGGGCACCGGCAUUCGCAAUGCUCGCUGUGUACUGCAUUUUCUUCGCAGAAGUAGCCGCUUAUCGUAUCGGUUCUGCCAAACUGGCCAAGCUCAAUAUACAAUACAACACCUCUGGUCCACAUGACGAAUUCCACACUCAUCCUUCUAACAUUCACGAACAUUCCACAUCUCCUCAAAACGUCAAAAUAAACUCUCCUCGUGUGGAGAAAAACCUCGACGUGGAGAAUGGUUUGUCGACAGAGACGUCAUCCGAAUCAGAUACCGUAAACCAGAUGGCAUCGAAGAGCGAAGCUGUGGCUCAAUUGAUAGCUGUCGCGGUAUUGGAAUUUGGUGUUAUUUUACAUUCGAUCAUUAUCGGUUUGACUUUAGCUGUCAAUGAUCAAUUCACGAUUCUUUUCAUUGUCAUCAUUUUCCAUCAAAUGUUCGAAGGUUUGGGUCUGGGAUCACGUUUAUCAGCGCUUAUCCUCCCCCGAUCAGUCGCUUGGUCACGAUACGCAGCUGCGGUUUUGUAUUCUAUAUGUACACCCAUCGGUGUCGCAGUGGGAUUGGGCGUGAGGGAAAGUUAUAAUGGGAAUGGAAUAGCUGCGAAUAUCACUUCGGGGAUAUUAGAUGCUUUGUCAGCGGGAAUCUUGUUGUAUACUGGUCUCGUUGAAUUACUCGGUCACGAAAUUCUAUUCAACCCAAGAAUGAUGAAGUCUUCCAACCUCAGAUUGACAUACAUCUUCGUGUGUAUCCUCCUCGGUUCGGGACUUAUGGCUUUGCUCGGUCGGUGGGCGUGAACGAUACAUCUUCAUCCGGAGCUUACUUUUCACCCCCCUCUCUUCAACGAUUACCUCUUCUUAUCUCGUCACACAUUACUCGUCAUUCUUCACUAGCUCGACAGGCAGCAUGAUUCACUACCUCUUCUCUUCACCGUUCUAUAUGAUCAUCUACCCUCGUAUCGAUGAGGACGCAGGGACAGCAAGUGCAGAAGUUCAACAAAUGGGAUGGAUCGGUCAAGGGUCGGAACCUCAAAUGCAGUGCGAGGAACAAUAUAGAACCAUCAGUAUUCGUGUGCAUUGGAUUAUUUGUG